AAGUGAAACGAAAUAGUUUUAUCUGCCGCUUAUCUGUUUCAUGCGUGAAACGGAAGGCACCCAAAAUACAAGAACGUCAGACGUGCACAUUCAAAUAGAUGUAAACGUCACUUUAAUUAAGUGAUCAGCAUUAUUACUUUAACGAGAUCAAAAACAAUCAGUAUUGUUACUUUGACAAAAUACAUCAAGAAUAUCAGACGUGCAUUCUCUAAUUUUGGAAGAUGAACAAAUUUCAACGUGAUCUAGGUAUUGCGCUAAUACUUUAUUUCGGAUUAAUUACAACAUUAGGAACAUGUAUUCCACAAUCUCAAGGCACGAAGUUACGAUUAGUGAGCGCGAUAUUCAGACAUGGCGAUCGUACAGUAGAGCCUAACAUUGGUGAAUCUUAUCCAAAUGAUCCAUAUAAAGAUUAUAAUUACUAUCCAGAUGGCAAUGGUCAAUUAACUAAUGACGGCAAGAAGAGAGCAUAUAAAUUAGGAUUAACAUUAAGAAAUAGAUACGACAGAUUUCUCGGAAAUAUAUACUAUCAGCCAAAUAUCUACGCACAGAGCAUGUUUUCCGUUAGGACUAAGAUGAGUUUACAGGUAGUUCUCGCGGCACUUUAUCCACCUGCUGCUCUACAAAAGUGGAAUCCGCUGCUUCUUUGGCAACCAGUGGAUUUCACGUACAUUAAUGUAACUCACGAUGAGCUAUUGUUUCCAUAUGUAUGCCCUGUAUAUCUCCAACUUUAUAAUGACAUGUUACAAAAUAAUGUAGCAAUAAAAAAAGAAGUAGCAGGACUUGCUGAUAUAAUGAAAAAAGCAUCAUUCUAUACAGGAAAAAAUAUAACGAGAAUCAUUGAUCUCUUUUAUAUAUAUCAUACUUUGGCUGUACAAGCAGCUUUUGGACUACGUUUACCAAAGUGGACGCAAAGCUUAGUUCCAAAUGGCGCACUUAUGGCUGCCACUCUUUCACAAUAUAAAGUACUUAGUUACGGCAUACUAAAUAAAAUUAAUGGAGAUUUCUAUAAUACCGGUUCAUUAUUACGCAAAAUAAUUAACGAUAUGAAUGCAAUGAUCAAUGGAACUUUAAAAGAUCGAAAGCUCAAUCUCUUUUCUGGACAUGAUCUUAAUGUGGCCGGAAUAAUGUACGCUUUAAAUAUAUUCGAUGAGCAAGUUCUACGGUAUACGAGCAGUAUUAUGAUAGAAUUGCAUGAAAAGAAUGGCAAAUUUUUUGUUAAAGUGGUCCAUUAUUUAAGUAUUCCAUCAAGAAUAAUAGAAAAAUGCAUUCCCGGCUGCGAAAUAUUAUGCCCAUACAAUAAAUUCAUUCAAUUAACAUUGGCAGUAACUGUGACGAAUGAAGAAAUGAAAUGCUCAUAGUGAAAUGCUCUACACAUAGAAUAGUGCACAGAAUAAAUUACAUUGCGAUGUCCUGAUAUGUCA
This is a messenger RNA of Camponotus floridanus (Florida carpenter ant), 1421 nucleotides long. Its product is annotated as venom acid phosphatase Acph-1-like. NCBI's taxonomy places the organism in Eukaryota, Metazoa, Arthropoda, Insecta, Hymenoptera, Formicidae. The record is from RefSeq and is a predicted model, not a curated record. Gene Ontology annotation, molecular function: phosphatase activity. Gene Ontology annotation, biological process: dephosphorylation. The coding region runs from base 222 to 1358 and encodes 378 amino acids. The transcript is spliced from 8 exons.